Molecule: messenger RNA, 1818 nt
Organism: Vicia villosa (hairy vetch)
Lineage: Eukaryota; Viridiplantae; Streptophyta; Magnoliopsida; Fabales; Fabaceae
Exons: 3
Coding region: 1-1818 (605 amino acids)
Source: RefSeq, a predicted model, not a curated record
AUGAAAGUAGCUUGUGUUGGUCCAAGCUUUUCAAGGGAUGCGGUGGAAGUUUCUAUAUCCCCAAGGAAGAACAACAGGGGCAGGCGAUUCGGUUUUGCGCGAUUCGCAGGCGUUCAGGACGGGAGGCUCUUUGCGGUCAGGCUCGAUAAUAUUCAGAUUGCUGGGGGAAAAAUUCAUGCGAAUCUUCCGCGUUUCAUCAGGGGCAAGGUGGGAGGAGUCACUGGGAGUUUUGGGGUGGUGGCUCGGAAUAGUGGAGUCCGAGGAGGGGUUUUAAAAGGAGGCAAUGAAGUGGGGGAAGGGAGCGGCAGAGUUGGGUGGAAUGCUAGCAGGGGAUCCAGAUCGUUCGCGACGGUGGUCAAGGGAGGUUUGGCCGUUGACGUUGAUGUCGCGGAGACGAACCCAACUUUAUGCUUCAAUUCCAAAACCGUUGUCAAAGAGAGGCUUAGGAAAGCGUAUGUCGGCAGAGUUCUUAUUCCAGGUUCGGCCUUCAACAUUCAAACUUAUAUAGAGAUGGAGGGUGUUUUUGCUGUUCGUGUCACACCGAUGGGAGGCGGCACUUGUUUGUUGGAGGACAGGGAACCGGGCUUCAUUGAUGCUUUGAUUGCGGAGGGCGAGACUUGGUGGCAGUCUUGGUUCUCCGAGAUUAAGAAGUGGGAGGAAAAUAUGGUGGAUGGGAGUAGAGAGGUAUGGCUUAGAAUCUAUGGCAUCCCUGUUCAUGGGUGGAACCCGGAGUUUUUCAUCGCUCUAGCGGAGGUGUGGAGGAUUUUCAUUUGUGUGGAUGAAAGGACUUCUAAAGGAGAGGCUUAUGAUGUGGCUAGAAUCAGAGUGAAGAUUAAGUUGAGUUCCAAAAUACCAGAAUCUGUUACAGUCAACAUCGAUAACAAAUCCUUCAUUCUUCUGGUGAGAGAGGAUGUCGUGGUCGUGCAUUCUAAUAAUAACGAGAAGCCGCAAAUCAAUGAACAUGAGUCUUCUUCCACUUCUUCCGAUGGAAAUUGGCAGGAUGAUAAUGGUGGCGAUGACAUACUAUUCGAAACUGGGGAUUCCUCUGAUCCAAUUCGGCAGUUUUCCGAACCUGAGGAUUUGGAUAAGGCGCUAUUUCCGGAACAGCUUGAUAAGGCCUCUCGUGUGGCAGCUUCAGGCGGAGUUGCAGAUGAGGGAUUUUCGCAGAAAGUCAGUUCUGCUCCGAUUCUGGCGGAGGUAAUAAUGGGUAGUCAUCCGGCCGGUAAUUUUACGGGAGAGGGUAGCUUUGACGAGGCCAUUUCUCAGUUCCGUGCUGAAUCUUCCGUGCAGGUUGUUGCGCAGACAGAUGCUGGGAGGGAGGAAACAGAGGGGCUGGUUGCUUCUUUGGCUGCGGUGAAUUGUUCUCCCGCGGUGGCUGUUUCUGUUUCGAACAAAAAGCUGCGUUCUAAGAAGGUUAAAAUGAGAUCUGUGAAUAGGGUAAGCAGUGCUGGAAAGGGCGGAGGUAACACGCUAUGUUGUGGGGGAGGUAGGAAGGCCGAAAAGAAAGAAAACAGUAGUGGGAAGGGAUUAAAAACAGGUUCUUUUUUGGUGAAUUACAAAUCUGGUUUGGGGAGUUUGGAAGGGUCUCAGUGCUCUGUUUUUUAUGGGGAACACAUGGAGGAAUCCGACAUUGUCAGAAGUAACGGGCGGCAAUGGAAAUUCUUGAAAAACGACUUUGACGGGAACAUGUGGGAUGCUAUUGCGGCGUUGGGUGUGGUAGACGUGGAGGGACGUGGAAAAAAAUUAUGUUUGAAGAAUGUCAAUAUAGAAGACGAGAACGGGGAAGGACGGAAGGAGUUUUCUAAAAGAACCUCAUGA